Messenger RNA from Syngnathus typhle (broad-nosed pipefish), 2372 nucleotides. RefSeq lists its product as uncharacterized. Gene Ontology annotation, molecular function: ubiquitin-protein transferase activity. Bases 153 to 2045 code for a protein of 630 amino acids. NCBI's taxonomy places the organism in Eukaryota, Metazoa, Chordata, Actinopteri, Syngnathiformes, Syngnathidae. The record is from RefSeq and is a predicted model, not a curated record. The transcript is spliced from 2 exons.
UGACUUUAAAGUCAGAAUUCUGAGAAUAAAGUCAGAAUUCUGACUUUAAAGUCAGAAUUCCGACUUUAAAGUCAGAAUUCUGAGAAUAAAGUCAGAAUUCUGAGAAUAAAGUCAGAAUUCUGAGAAUAAAGUCAGAAUUCUGACUUUAUGGCAUGGGGUGGCGGAGGGAAAGUCAGUGUGGUGUGGUUUUGACCAGAGAGGACAUUAUGUCGUCAACGAGUGAGUUUUUGCGUGCCAGAGGAUUGCCGGAGGACAUCAUUUCACACUUGGAGGAGCAGGGGAUUGACAGUGAUGUCAUCGCACUGAUGGACGAUGCCGCUCUUGCCAAUUACAUCCCUCGCUAUGGAGACCGCAUUGCACUCUUUAAUUUUUGCAAGACGAAACAGCCUACAUCCAAAAGAAAAAACGGACUUUUAGAAAAACUACGUGAAAAAAUGAAACUCAGGAAAGACAGUGACAAAGAGGACACCACCUCAAAGACACAACCACAAGAGACAAAGAAGCAGAAAACAACAAGAAAUAUUGCGAUCGGAUGGAUACACAGUGAUGGAAAGAUGACCAAACAGGUGAGGGAGAAGCAGGGAGGGGGUACCAGAAAACUUCAUAUGUCCACAGAAGCUGGGUUGAAAGACAUUCUCAAGGAAGGAAAAAAACUAUUUUUCCCAGAUGGAAUUUCUUCCAAAGGAUCACAAUUGGACUUUGAGUUUGAGGUUUGGGAUUUCAAACAAAACUGCCUCACUGAUGACACCUGCCAUUCCAUCGGCUAUAUGUACGAGGCUGCAAAGCUAACAUUGUUGCGUUUUUACAUUGCAACAAGACCAAAAGAGAACCAAGAUGAUAUCCACACACACGAGGAAGUUACGUCAGACAAUGGCAGUGAAUACAAUGCCGCAGAAAGUGACGAGGUCUCUGUUUAUUCAAAUGAAGUCUACCAGCUAUUCAACAUUUCUGUUGAUUCAGAAAUUACCUUUGGUCCCACAUAUGACACACAGGAAGAUACAGAAGUCACAAUGAUCUACAAUGGUCCCGCUAUGCCCCUCAAUCCAUCUGAUCCACAAGAUGUGUUGACUAUAACUGUCCACUCCACUGACACAUUGAAUGAUAUGAUAAGAGCAUUCUGCAAAGAAGAAAUACUGAACAAACCACUCAGUGUGAAACGCAUACUCCCAGGUGAUAGAGAAGAAGCAGGUGUUGGGUCUGGAGUACUGAGAGAUGUUCUCACCUGUUUCUGGCAGGAAUUCUAUGACCGAUGCACCCUUGGUACAUCAAUUAAGGUGCCAUUUAUCCGUCAUGAUUUUUCUGCAGAAAAGUGGAAAGCAGUUGGGAGAAUACUUAUAAAAGGUUACCAAGAGUGUUGCUAUUUCCCAAACAAACUUGCGUUUCCUUUCCUCGAGCAAGUGCUUUUCAACUGUGUCUACAGUGAUCCAAAGGCCCACUUUCUGCAGUUUGUGAGCAGCCAGGAGCGUGACGUUUUGAUGGACGCAAUGAAAAACUUUUCAGAAGUGGACCAAGAUGAUCUUGUGGAAGUUCUUGACAGCUAUGGGUGUAGAAAGAUUAUCACACCUGAAACCUUCCCCACAAUACUGCAGGAAAUAGCGCACAAAGAGCUUGUCCAAAAGCCCAUGUUUGUUAUUGACUGCUGGAGGGAGGUUACUUUUCACCAUGACUUCAUAAGUCCUGACGCACUUAACAAGUUGUGCUCUGACUUGCAACCUACUUGCAAAAAGGUCUGCCAACUGCUGAAAUUUCCAAAUGAUUUAACCUCAAAGCAGAAGGAAGUGGUAAAUCAUCUGAAAAGGUUCAUCAGAGAGUUGGAUGAACUCAAGCUUCAGAAAUUUCUCCGGUUUUGCACUGGAUCUGAUCUUAUUGUCACCGACACCAUCCUUGUGGAGUUUCAACAAAUGACAGAGUUUAGUAGAAGACCAGUGGGGCACACGUGUGGAAAGGUUUUGUACAUUGCUGACAGCUAUGAAAAUUUCCCAGACUUCCGAUCAGAAUUCAAUGCCGUUCUCGAAAGCAAUAUCUGGGUCAUGGAUAUUGUUUAAUUCUGUCAAUAACCAUAACUCCGUUAAUUAUCCGUUGUAAGUUGCAUCAACACAACAUAUUUUGUUCACUGUUCGUAUUGGUCAAAUAGAAACAAACUUUGUAUUCGUUCCUUCACUGUUUUUAGAGUUUUAUAGAAACAGCUUGCAUUUGGCAUUGUGUUCCAGUUAUAUAAAAGUUCUAGGGCUUUCUUAAAAUGACCCAAGAUGUUAUGCAUAACCAUUGGAUGGUUGUUUUCAGCAGCUACAUAGUAUUAAGUGAAUGCUUCUGUAAUGAAGAGUGGUAAUAUUUUAUUGCAUUCAAUAAACUCACUCUUCAUCCACUAUGUA